AUGAUGCUCAAGGUCCUUCGUAAAAUCAUUCGACCCCGAGCCUCACAAACCCAACUCCCACAAGAGUCUGACCCACCCCUCUCCUUUGAUAGUUUCAUUGUAAAAAAGUACGACGUCUCUCCCGAAAGGGCUCAUGCGAGUCAUCUCUCUCCUCCCUCAAUUGGGACAGUUCCAUUACCACCACACUUAUUAUUUUUCCUCAUAGACCACCAUUUUGUUGGUGAUCAUCCGACUUUGAGAACCCUCUCUAAGACCUGUCGCGUUUCGGCCACUUACUGUCGCCGCCUCAUCUACCGUUCGGUCCCCAUUGGCCACCGUGAUAGAGGUUCUCUCUCUGGAAAGAAAAAACCUGCAAUAGCUUUCGCCGAAUUACUCCGAGGAUUCCCAGGAAUUGUGGAAUACAUUGAAGAUCUUCAGAUUCUCGACGGUGGAUGCAGGAUGUUCGAAGGCUUGCGUCCGAUAACGGAGGAAGAGCAAAGUCUGUGCUUCAUCUUGACACGACCUAUGAAAAAUUUGAAGCGUUUGGAGCUCAUGCUCAACGUUGUCUGGACCUUGAUCCCUACACCAUUACAAGAGGCGCUUUGCACUGCCUUCCGGCUUCCGAGCAUAUGCACCUCAUCCAUCAAAAAACUUCGUUUCCCCGUGCACUUUCUUGAUCUUUUUCAAGAUUUGAGGCACAUUGAGUUCUCUGGUGAAGCGGCGGCGCCCAUCAUGGUUACUACCCUACCUCACGCGACUCAGUUGGUCACCAAUUUCGGGGAUCCGGAUCGGCAAUCAGUGACCACCUUCAACUUUGCACGUCCUUGA
This is a messenger RNA of Laccaria bicolor S238N-H82, 807 nucleotides long. RefSeq lists its product as uncharacterized. The coding region runs from base 1 to 807 and encodes 268 amino acids. The transcript has a single exon. Lineage: Eukaryota; Fungi; Basidiomycota; Agaricomycetes; Agaricales; Hydnangiaceae. The record is from RefSeq and is a predicted model, not a curated record.